Messenger RNA from Perkinsus marinus ATCC 50983, 297 nucleotides. RefSeq lists its product as hypothetical. The transcript has 2 exons. The coding region runs from base 1 to 297 and encodes 98 amino acids. Lineage: Eukaryota; Perkinsozoa; Perkinsida; Perkinsidae. The record is from RefSeq and is a predicted model, not a curated record.
AUGUCACAAUACAUAAGGUUUUCUGGUGAUGACUUGAAGGUUUUUGAGGCGGAGAUAUUGUAUCGUGCCAAGACGAUAGUAUCUCGAUCAAGCUCUCGUGACUCAGUAGCAGCGAGAGGUCAAGCAUUUGAUGAUGUGGCCAGUGAGCUUCGUAAGGCUAAUGGUAAUGUGUUCCGUACGCCUAAACAAGUGAGGACUAAAUGGGCAUCAACAAGGCAAAAGAUGAUGACCUACUACAAGACGGUGUAUGUCAUGCUGCCACCUUUCCAGAAGGAGAAGAAGAAGGCCCUUGCAUAA